AUGAAUUGCUUCACAAUUGAUCCUGCCCCUAUUGCAUUUGAGUCAUAUCAGUCAGGGGACUUCAUUAUUGGUGGGAUGAUUUCUCACAUCAUUUCCUAUGACCCAGAUUUUACUUUUACAGAAUGUCCUUGGCAGGAGUUCUCUAAUAUUAGAACGGUGGUGACAAAGUUCUACCAGCACAUCUUGGCCUUGGAUUUUGCUGUCAAUGAGAUCAAUAAUAAUCCCGAUAUCUUACUGAAUGUCACACUUGGAUUCCACAUCUAUGACAGCUACAACGAUGCUCAGAUGACCUAUCACACCACCAUGGAUCUUCUCUUCAAAUCCCACAGAUUUGUACCCAACUAUGAAUGUGAUGCCAACAAAAAAUUAAUAGCCAUCAUUGGGGCACUUGCCUUUGAUGCCUCACUACACAUGGCAAAACUAUUAAAUAUCUACAAGAUUCCACAGCUCCACCCAUUUCUUCAACGCAUUUCGUUUAACAACUCUGUUGGAGAAAAAGUAUCUUUGGAUGAUAACAGGGAGAUGCGAGGUGGAUUUGAUCUAAUGAACUUGGUUACAUUUCCAAAUGACUCCUUCCUUAAAGUGAAAGUUGGAUGGGUGGGUCCCAAUGCUCUUGAAGGAAAAGAAUUCAUCAUUAAUGAGGACAGGAUUGUUUGGCACAGGGGCUAUAAUCAGGUCCUGCCAACUUCUGUUUGUACAGAUUCCUGCCAGCCUGGAUAUCGGAAGAGAAAGGUGGAAGGGCAGAAGUUUUGUUGCUAUGAUUGUAAUCCAUGUCCAAAAGGGAAGAUUUCAAACCAAACCAACACUGAUGACUGUUCUGAAUGCUCAAAAGAUCUGUACCCAAAUAAGGACCGAAAUGAAUGCAUCCCAAAAGUCAUCAGCUUUCUGUCCUAUGAAGACCCCUUAGGGAAAAAUUUAGCUUCUGUUGCUGUUUCUUUUUCCUUGAUCACAGUCUUGGUGCUGCAAACCUUUAUUAAGCACAGAGAUACCCCAAUAGUCAAAGCCAACAAUCGGGGCCUCACCUACACUCUCCUCAUCUCUCUCCUGCUCUGCUUCCUCUCUUCCUUCCUAUUCAUUGGCCAACCUGGGAAACUGAACUGCUUUCUCCAACAACCAGCGUUCGGUUUGAUCUUCUCCGUAGCUGUUUCUAGUGUGUUGGCCAAAACCAUUACUGUAGUUGUAGCUUUCAUGGCCACUAAGCCAGGUUCUAAUAUGAGAAAGUGGGUGGGAAAAAGACUGGCCACCUCCAUUGCGCUAUCUUGCUCCCUCAUUCAAGUUGGCAUUUGUGUUGCAUGGCUCACAACCUCUCCCCCAUUCCCAGAUUUAGACAUGCAUUCAGUCCCUGAAGAAAUCACUGUGCAAUGUAAUGGAGGUUCUGCCAUCAUGUUUUAUCUUGUCCUAGGCUACAUGGCACUUCUGUCCAUCAUCAGCUUCUCUGUGGCUUUCUUAGCCAGGAAUUUGCCAGAUACCUUUAAUGAAUCCAAGUUUAUCACCUUCAGUAUGCUGAUGUUCUGCAGUGUUUGGUUGACUUUUGUUCCAGCCUACCUGAGCACCAAGGGGAAAUAUAUGGUAGCAGUGGAGAUCUUCUCCAUCUUAGCUUCCAGUGCUGCGUUGUUAGGCUGUAUCUUUUUUCCAAAAUAUUACAUUCUUCUCUUCAAGCCUGAGAUGAACAACAGGGAGAAGAUAAUGGGGAGGAAGAAUUGA
This is a messenger RNA of Elgaria multicarinata webbii, 1704 nucleotides long. Its product is annotated as vomeronasal type-2 receptor 26-like. Gene Ontology annotation, biological process: G protein-coupled receptor signaling pathway. The transcript has 5 exons. Gene Ontology annotation, molecular function: G protein-coupled receptor activity. The record is from RefSeq and is a predicted model, not a curated record. Bases 1 to 1704 code for a protein of 567 amino acids. Gene Ontology annotation, cellular component: plasma membrane. Lineage: Eukaryota; Metazoa; Chordata; Lepidosauria; Squamata; Anguidae.